CAUCGACACCAUACAAACGGUCAAGUGUCGGUUUCGACCUUAAAAAAAGGCAGCAGUGCCAUGGACACCGUGGACUUGGCCGCGCUCCGCGAACAGAUCGCCGCGUCCAAGCAGCCGCGUCGCAACCAAGAUGAGGACGAGAGCAACAACAACAACGAAAAUUGCAACCGGAGCCACGACGAGCGGCGCCCGUUUUCGCUUACGUCCGCAAGUGCACCGGAGAAAGCGUCCGCCGAGCCGCGCCGACGGCACCACGGCGACGCCUUGCCAUGGCCCGAGAUCACGUCAGACGCGGUCGCGACCGUCGCAUCAACGCUUGCGAGCAUGUACCAGAGCGUGCUCGAGAGCCACGAAGAGUUUGCCUUGUACCUCGAGACAGAACCGUUCGACAUCGAGCUACCGGAUACGUUGUUGCAUUCGACCAGAGCGCACCACGAGAAGGUGCGCGAGUUUCUACAAGACGCAGUCGCACGCUGCAGAUCCGAUUUUGAGGCACAGAUUACCGACGUCUGUGCGUCACUCCAAGAGGCGUUCGACACGCAGGCGUCUCAUGUCGACCGCGAGGUCCGGCACCAGCGCGACCGGACGACGUCGUCGCUCAAGCGCAGCCGCGUCGCGAUCCAGAAGCAAGUCGAUCACUUUACCAACCUCGAAGCGUGUUUGCGCCGGCACGAGAUGCACCAGCUGCAAGCGCUUCACGACGAAAAGAUGGCUCGCGCCCAGGCCGACUGGGACGAAAAGGAGAAACGGCACCGCGACAUGCUUCUGCAGCAAAAGUGCGCGAUCGGCGGCAUCGAGCGCACCAACAAGAUGCUCACGACGAUGGUCGACGACGCGCACGCCGAAGUCGAAAGACUCAAACACCUCAUGCACAGCCUUGACGUCCGCAAGACGACGUCCAACGUCAUCUCCGAGGUCUACGUGAACUCUCUGCGAGACUCGGCGCGCCGCGCCAACGAAGUUGCAGACGCCCUGCGCCUGGAUCUCGAAAAAGUGCAGCGCGAUGCAGACGCCGUCGCAGCAACCAACACGCACCUCCAGUCGCUCGUGGCCGACCGCGACACAGAGCUUCAGAAAGUCCGCGCGCUCCUGACCGAGUCGAGCCAAGAAAUCAUGACCUUACACAACAUCAACGAGGUGACAGGCGACGAUCUUCGGGAAGCCAAAGUCCGAAUCCAGGAUUUGUGCGUCGAGCUUGACGCGAUCAAGGUCGAUUUGGGCGCGCAGACGGAGCUGGUGACGGCAGGAGACGCCUACGUGGCGCAGCUCACGACGCGUGUGGCCCACCUCAUUGACCAAAUGAACGCUCUACUGACCGAGCACGACAGCGCGCGGGCGACGUGGGCCACCGAGAAGGACGAGCUGACGCAAGAAGUAGCGAGUUUGCGAGCACAGUUGGCCGCCCUGCCUGGGCCCGACCCGACCGAAAAAGCCGUCCAAAGCAUCUACAAGCCAGCGAGUAAACCAUUGCAGCUGACCACCGUCGCAGCCGUGUCGCGCAGUGUGCAGCGACUCAAGUCCCCGCUCAAGAAGAGCCACCAGUACCGAGGCAAGCCCGAGUACGAGUCGGUGGCCCGCGUGCUCGAGCAAGAGAAAUUUGACGUCCCUCCCGAGCGCGUCGAGCGGGCGAUCUUGCUCGAGGCGACGCUGCGGGAGGCGAUCACGUGCCAGCUCACGUACGAGUUCAAGCGCGCGUUCUCGACGCAGCUCCAGAAACGACUGCAACUCGAGCGGUACAUUUUGGACCAAAAAGUCGACGUUGUUUUCAACAAGUACCUCACCGACGAGCGCGCAGCACGUAAAAAGAGCGGCGGCCAACUCAUUUGCCGGAAAAAAUCCAAGAAAGCCCUUGUCGACGCCACAGUGCCCAUCCGCCGCGUCAGAGACUUUAUCAGCCAGAGCUACGAAGCCAUGGGCGUCGCCGAGUGGAACGGCGAGGACAUUGCGCAGCUCCAAGACGACAUCAAGCAGCUCCAAGGGGUGAUUGCAGACCUCCAAACGGACGCAACGCAGCAUUUGGCGCGAAUUCAAGCGCAGCAACUGAGCCUCGCCGAGGCCGACCUCUUCCAGAAGGAGCGCGACUUGCUCAUCGUGGGCUUGACCGAGAAGCUCCGCGUAUUGCGGGCCGAGGCCGACGCUCUCAAAGUGCAGCUCGCGCGCUUCGAGCUGCAGCCGUCGAUGCCCCAACUCUUCAGCGACGCGGGCAAGAAGCUGCUCGAUGUUCGAGGCCAGCUGCCCCACGUGGACUCCCGGCCAACGUCAUCAACGACCCCAAGCGCGAGGCCCAUGUCAGCCGUGCCAACGCCCACCAAAGCCAAGAUGCCGUCGGGAAAACGCCGGCCAAUGACAUCGCGGAGCCACGGGGUUGGCGCGCCGCCCGAGCACGCGCGAAGUGUCUUGAAGCGCGACCUGCUCAUGCCACGCGUGAGUUCAAAUCUCACGUCGACACCCGAAGAGACGCCACAGAAAGCGGGAGGCACGUUUGUGGCCAGCCUCUGGGUCGGCGAGGCCGGGAUGCAGCAUAUUCUGGACCGACGACGUCGUCGAAAAGCGUGACCAAGUUAUGUGCUCAAAUGCCGAGCCUACUUUGAAAGCCAGGCGCGAUUCGCGUAGUAUAAAGUUGGGUGGCGCGAGAUAACAUUUUCAUUAUGUAUCA
Messenger RNA from Saprolegnia diclina VS20, 2656 nucleotides. RefSeq lists its product as hypothetical. The transcript has 7 exons. The coding region runs from base 61 to 2556 and encodes 831 amino acids. The record is from RefSeq and is a predicted model, not a curated record. NCBI's taxonomy places the organism in Eukaryota, Oomycota, Saprolegniomycetes, Saprolegniales, Saprolegniaceae.